GUGAACUUAAACGAGCCACGGUAUUGGAGAGAGAGAGAGAGAGAGCCACAGCCAUACGCCAAACAUGAAGUCUACAUGGAAGCAGUUUGUUCUCAUGGAAACCAAGAACAAUCAGACUGAGGAAAGCACCGCUUCUACUCUGAGAGCAACCUCAACGGCACAAUUUGUCUAAAUCCAUUCUUGUAAUAGAAUCUCUCUCUCUCUCUCUCUCUCCCCCCUCUCUUCCCACUUCCUCGACCCCCCUCUCUUUUUCUCUCUCUCUUAUCAUCCCUACCAAAUCCAUAUCCACCAAUGGCUUCUUCUCUGGCCGGAGCGGCCACCACCACCACAGCUACCGGCCUUCUCUCCGCCACCGUCUCCACCUCGGAGCCGACCUCCGGUCGUGGCCGCACCAGAAUCGCCACGUCGACCUCCUCCUCAACCGCAGAGAAUGCGCUGCUUGUGGCUCUGCGGGAACGCCGAACGGAGGAUGCGUGGGUGCUCUACUCCCGGGCCUCCGACCUCCCAAAUUCUACCUGCCUCAGCCGCCUCGUGUGCCAGCUCGCCUACCAACAGACACCUGUAGGCCUGUCGCGCGCACAGUCCAUCUUCCGCCGCCUCCGCCGCGAGAAGCAGCUCGGCCGCCUCGACUGCAACUCGCUCGGCCUCCUCGCCGUCUCCGCGGCCAAGUCCGGAGACACAGUCUACGCCUCCGCUAUCGUGAAUUCCAUGCUCAAAACCGGGUACUUCCCUCAUGUCAAGGCGUGGAGUGCGGUCCUCAGCCGGCUCGACGAUGCGGAAGCUGCCAUCACCCUUUUCGACGCCGUUUGCCGGCACUACCAGCAAUUGACAGACAUCGGCACCGCUGACGUCGUGAUGGCGGACAUGAAGCCUGACUGUGGGGCCUUCAACGCCGUGCUGAAUGCGUGCGCCAAUGCUGGAAAUGCCCGGGAAUUCGCGAGAAUUUUCGGCACCAUGGACCGGUUUUCGGUGAAGCCGGAUGUCCUGACCUUCAACAUUAUGAUUAAGCUUUGCGCCAGGUUGGAGAAGAAGCAUCUUCUGGUUCGCGUCCUCGAGAAGAUGGUGGAAGCAGGAAUAAGUCCGUGCAUCACCACCUUCCAUUCCUUGGUGGCAGCUUAUGUUGGUCUAGGAGAUUUGGGCGCGGCGGAAAAUCUGGUCCAAGCUAUGAGGGAAGGUAGGAGAGACAUAAUUGAAGUGCUCCGAGAUACGAAUCUAGAAUCUAACCGGCAGGAGCCAUGCUUAAUCGAGAAUUCCGUGCUUGAAUUGAGCACGAAAUCGGCGCUACAGAUAAAGAGCAGCUACUAUCCUGAUGCAAGAAUCUAUACCACUCUGAUGAAGGGCUAUAUGCAGCAGGGGAGAGUGAAUGAUGUAGUGAUCAUGUUGAAGGCAAUGAAGAAACAGGAUGACAAGCUCAGCCAACCUGACCAUGUCACUUACACGACUGUGAUCACUGCAUUUGUGAACAAUUGUCUGAUGGAUGAAGCUCGCAUGCUGCUCACUGAGAUGGCUGUAGCAAAGAUACCGGCUACCCGCGUUACCUACAACGUGCUGCUCAAGGGUUAUUGCCAAAUGAUGCAGAUGGAGAAAGCAGACGCGCUUGUGCAGGAGAUGAAAGAGAAUGGACUCCAGCUCGAUGCAGUUUCUUAUAACAUCCUUAUUGAUGGCUGCAUCCUCGUUGAUGACAGCAUGCGCGCUCUUUCUUACUUCAACGAGAUGAGGACGAAGGGUAUUGCCCCUACCAAAGUGAGUUACACCACUCUGAUGAAGGCAUUUGCAGUCGCUGGCCAGCCCAAGUUGGUAGUGAAAGUGUUUGAUGAAAUGCUUCAGGACCCGAGGGUGAAGGUUGAUGACGUUGCUUGGAAUAUGUUGAUUGACGGGUACUGCAGAUUGGGGCUGAUAGAAGAGGGCAAGAAGGUUUUCAAGAGAAUGAAGGAAAAUGGGGUGCAUCCCACUGUUGCCACUUAUGGCAGCUUGGCAAAUGCUAUUGCUAUAGCUAGGAAACCUGGAGAAGCUUUACUUCUUUGGAAUGAGAUCAAGCAGAGGUGCAACGGAGAAGUAGAGGCUCCGCCAUUGAAGCCCGAUGAAGGGCUGCUUGGCACGCUCGCAGAUAUAUGCGUGCGAGCAGCGUUUUUUAAGAAAGCAUUGGAGAUUGUUGCUUGUAUGGAGGAGAAUGGAAUUCCACCGAACAAGACGAAGUACAGGAGGAUAUAUAUAGAGAUGCACUCUAAGAUGUUUACAAGCAAGCAUGCAUCUAAGGCCAGGCAGGAAAGAAGGAGUGAAAGGAAGCGAGCUGCUGAAGCUUUUAAAUUCUGGUUGGGGCUUCCAAAUGCUUACUAUGGAAGUGAAUGGCGACUUGAGUCACCUAUUGAAGAUGGCGAGUGAAGAUUAAAUAUCUGAUCUGUAUCUCUGCUGUUAAUUCAGAUAUACACUCAUUGAUAAUCCAGUGAAAUGUAAACCAUGUAUAUUUAAAUGGUAAGUUGUCAUACAUGAAAAAGCAUACUUAUUUUUUA
Molecule: messenger RNA, 2510 nt
Organism: Nymphaea colorata (pocket water lily)
Lineage: Eukaryota; Viridiplantae; Streptophyta; Magnoliopsida; Nymphaeales; Nymphaeaceae
Product: pentatricopeptide repeat-containing protein At3g09650, chloroplastic
Exons: 1
Coding region: 292-2382 (696 amino acids)
Molecular function (GO): protein binding
Source: RefSeq, a predicted model, not a curated record